Messenger RNA from Diaporthe batatas, 2221 nucleotides. Its product is annotated as dihydroorotase. Gene Ontology annotation, molecular function: dihydroorotase activity. The transcript is spliced from 7 exons. NCBI's taxonomy places the organism in Eukaryota, Fungi, Ascomycota, Sordariomycetes, Diaporthales, Diaporthaceae. Gene Ontology annotation, biological process: 'de novo' pyrimidine nucleobase biosynthetic process; pyrimidine nucleotide biosynthetic process. The record is from RefSeq and is a predicted model, not a curated record. Gene Ontology annotation, cellular component: cytoplasm. The coding region runs from base 192 to 1256 and encodes 354 amino acids.
GGGAGACAGACCUCACACCUCGAUUUGGCCCCAGAUUUUCGCGAUGCACAGUUUGCAGGGGUCUGGAAAAUGUGGGCUCCUCACCCCCUUCACUCAUUCAUUUGAGUUUGGCAUUUCAGAUCGCUUUAACCAGUCUCUGCCUUGCUACUGUUUGUACCGUAUUGAUAGUUCCACGCCCUCUAUCCACCGCCAUGCCUCUCCCAGACAAAUAUGAGCUGCCAGCUGCAGCGGACUUCCACGUUCACGUUCGUGAUGGCCCCAUGUCUGCCGCCGUCGUGCCCACGAUCCGGCAGGGUGGCGUCAACGUGGCAUACGUGAUGCCCAAUCUGGUCCCUCCUGUGACCACCGUCCAGAUGGCCCUCGAGUACAAGCAGCGUCUGCUGCAAGUGGACCCCGCUGUCACCUACCUCAUGACCCUGUACCUCCACCCCUCCAUCACGCCCGAGGUUGUGCGUGAGGCCAGGAAGGCCGGCAUCGCGGGCAUCAAGAGCUACCCGGCAGGUCUGACCACGAACUCAGAGUCUGGAGUGACAGACUAUGAGCAGUUCUACCCCGUGUUCGAGGCCAUGGAGCAGGAGGGUCUCGUUCUGAACAUCCACGGCGAGUGCGCCAGCGAUCACAAGAAGAACAUCACCAUCAUGAACGCCGAAGCGAGCUUCCUGCCGACCCUGAAGGCGAUCCACACGAGGUUCCCGAAGCUCAAGAUCGUCCUGGAACACUGCACGACCGCGGAUGCCGUCAAGGCUGUCGAGGCCUGCGGUGACACCGUCGUCGGGACCAUCACAGCCCACCAUCUGUUCCUCAUUGUCGAUGACUGGGCAGGGGAUGUGUUCCACUACUGCAAGCCAGUUGCAAAGAUGCCCAACGACCGCCUCGCCCUGCUCCGGGCCGCCGUCACCAGCAAGGGCAAGUUCUUCCUGGGCACCGACUCGGCGCCGCACGACAUCAGCGCCAAGAAGGGCAAGGGCAACACCGCGGCCGGCGUCUUCACGCAGCCCUACGCCGUCGCCUACGUGCUCACGGCGCUGGAGGAGGCCGCGGCCAGGGGCGACAUCGAGGAGGCCCAGGUCACGCAGGAGCUGCUGGAGGGCUUCCUCGGCGGGUUCGGGCGCCGGUUCUACGGGGUUGGCCCCCCCGCGGAGAGGAUCGCCGUGGAGAGGAAGGACGAGGUCGUGGUGGACAGCAUCAGGGGCGAGGGCAUCGAGGUCGUCCCCUUCCGGAAGGGCAAGCCCACCUGGAGCGUGCGCUGGCUGUGAGGCGCGCUUUACAGAUCACAAACCCGUGGGAGGUAAUCACAUAGGAGCACUUGAGGUCAUCAGAUAGGAGAUCACCUCAUAAGAGGUUGCCCCUUUGGAGGUCGCCCCGUUGGAGGUUAUACCGUGAGAGAAAAGAACAGCAGGAACUCGUGGGUGGCAUGGGUGUUGCCAUUCACUCUAUAGCUGGAUUGUGUGUAACCACGUCACUAUAGUCAAAGACCAAAACACCGCAUGCCUGAAAACCUGGUGAUGAUGGGCCCUUGGUGUUUCUGGUGGACGCCCCACCAAUGCAGUCUCCCCUCGCGUGGACGAAUUCGCCGUUUUUCUUUUCUAGUAUACACAGUGAUGCUAAGCUAAAUGCCGCAUCCAAGUAAUGGGGGAAGGAACCGGGCCCCCGAGUUGUUUCCCUUGGAUCGAGAGCCCGAAAAAGCAGCGCAAAACUCAACGCCGCGGAUUCCACCCGUGCCUUCCCACGGCUGGGGCGAGUAAAAAAUGCGAUUCGCGUGUCCUUCGGUUCCGAGCAGGAGAAACCAAGUGGAAGGAGCGAUUAGGAGGGGAAAAAACAACAACAACAACACAAGGAAAACGAAAAGGAAAUAAAAACCACCCAUCCAACCGAUCCAUCAAACCAUCAAACCAUCAAACCAGGCGGCCGGCGGGGUCGUUUGUCGUCAGCAUCGUCAAUCCAAUCCAUCCAAACGUAGAGACCAAUCCAAACAAACAGUCCAUCUCGGCCAGCCAGAUCCCCGAGGCCUCGUAGGAAGGGGCAGCUGGGCCGCCGACAGCCGAGCGCGCCGAGGCAAGCGCAGCGCGAGGUACCAGCCAAGAUCCAUCGGGAGGAACGACGAGGGGAAGCCGAAAGCCCGACCAGGCAGGCCGGCGACACGCAAGGCAAGGCGAGGCGACGAGGAAGGAGCCGGGACAGCCAGGGCCGACGGUGUGGCAAGACGGAGGGAGCAGAGCAC